UGGUAUUCUUUAUUUCUAAUAGCUUUUCUUUGACGCCGUAGAGGCGCUGUCAACGCAAGACGCUAUCCGCAAACGCAAAGCCCUAUUCUAAAACUCUUCACUCCUGCGUGCCCUAACGCUAACACCCGCAAAGCUCUUUGGGGCCCCUAUUCUAAAACUCUCUAAUGUGCAUACACCGCGGCUGAUAAAGCGCGUCACAUUUUUGCGCCCCGAAGAGAUCUUUCCGCCUACUGUAGUUACCGAUGCACCGAAAGGCUUCCCUGACGACCUUAUAUGAACGGACAUGGCGUAAAUUUCACAAAGUACCAUCUAAUACAUCUCGAAAUCAUUCCGCAGCACGCGACAGCAAUACUUUCAAGCUGCGCCGCGCUGGUCGCGCCGGAUCGCCCAAGCCAGAGAGUAGGAAAGGCUCUCCGCGCGCCCUAUCCUCCUCGCCCGAUGAAAAGGUCUAUACUCUCUAUGCUAGUAUCACAAGUGUUUCUUGCAACAUAUAUGCACCUAAGAGCUGCUGGGCUGCGCUGAAAAAAAAAAAAAAAAAAAAAAAAAAAAAACACUUCCAAAACAUUUAUAUUCCAGAAUUUGCCUAAGUUUGUGAACAGCUUCAUUGUAAGCCCUGAGGGUACUACAAAUAAAUAAAUAAACUAAAUUAAUACUGAGAGAGCGAGGAGGAGGAAUGAAAGCGGAAGCGGGUUGAUGGGGGCACAGUAUUAUGGAUGCCUGGUAUGUUGGCCGGGUUCAAACAGGCAUAAAGAUGAUGUAAGGGCGACGCAAAACGAAUGAAUAGUCAGAAAAAAAAAAAGGAUCGGAGACGUUCGUACACUGAGACCCGUGGCCGCUGACCAUGCCACCGACGAAGCACGCGCUAACACGCACAAACGGCGCGAGCGUCCCGCCACCUCUCAAUCAGCGCAAGAACUGCUUCGACGCAUGAGGUCACGUGAACAACGCUAUCACAUGAGCGGCCAAAAUGGCGGACACAACACCAACUUCUGUUGCUCCGACUGAAACUGCCAAAACAGCCGUGGCGGAAACAGGCAAGCUCGACGAUUCUACUGACAGAGAGCGAGAAACGUUGCUGGAGAAUGCGAUCGUUUCCGCGGAGAAGAUACUACAGCUACGCGAGAGCUUGAACGAGUUAAUCGAGAACGGACUGCUCGAGCUGGCGCGUGUGCGGUACUCGACCGGCAACAAAUCUGUGUCCGCCCUGCAGUUAAACAUGGGCGAAGUGGAAGCGCUGCGGACGGUACGCAGUAACUUCGAGGACCAGAAACAACACUACCCUAGCUUUGAACUACUACAGCCUGACGGCACGGGAAGCGCAACCAAAGAAGGCGAAGUCCGUCAGCGUCGUCAGGCAGAGGAUCCCUCAAGGGGGGCAGCGGAGUCGCCUCCGCAGCGCCCGACAAGCCCCACCGAUCCGCUGCGCUGGUUCGGCGUGCUCGUGCCCCAGUCGCUGCGGCGCUCGCAAAAGUGCUUCAUAAGCGCACUCGAGGUCGUCGUGGACGUGGCCAACGAGCAGUCCCGACUCGCAGUCGCCUUGGACACCUACCGUACCAGCCGACGGGCAGCGACAGUGCGCGACGUUGAACCGUGAACUGUGAGGACCUUUGGCAAGCGAGGACGUCAAAAACGGUAGCUCGUUCGGCAACGGUAAAUGAAAUUGUCUAAUCACAACGCAGUCAAGCGCACGACGUGAUUAACAGCGAGACAGUGCUGUCUCCUCGUGUCGAGACAGGCAGGCAUUCCAUCGACGAACACGUACAAGCUCCCCAAGAAUUCUGUUACGGUUUCUUGCUACAGACGUAGGUACUUCAGGUGGACCUUUUGUAAGGCGUGUUGGGCUACCCUUUGUCGAUUAAAGAAAAAAAAAAAAAAACCUUUGCCAGAGGGCUCGUCCUGUCUUGAAUUUUGAAUAAAUCUGGAGUUGAGUCAUGCUCAGCACUAA
Messenger RNA from Dermacentor andersoni, 1945 nucleotides. RefSeq names its product coiled-coil domain-containing protein 115. Gene Ontology annotation, biological process: vacuolar proton-transporting V-type ATPase complex assembly. The record is from RefSeq and is a predicted model, not a curated record. Lineage: Eukaryota; Metazoa; Arthropoda; Arachnida; Ixodida; Ixodidae.